AUGACGUACCUUCACAAAGCAUCAAAUCUCCUACUCUUCUUCUCCAUUCUCAUCACUCCAACCCACGCAGCAUGGGCCAACCUCACACUCUCCUCCUACACCCUCCUUCAAACCCCCUUCUCCUCCACCAUCGCCGCCCUCGACGCCGCCCUACCCAACGUCAAAGUCAGUACCGUAAUGUCAGACCUCAAUCACGCAAAUCCCGCCUCCUCCCCAAAAGUAACACACCUCGUUCCCUCCUCCGCAUACGCCUGGGCCCACACGUCCUCGUACGACGACCAAAACACCGAGAAAUGGUACCCGCAGGGCAUCACGACGUCUGCGGAUGCGUAUGCAAGCGGGACGUACGAGGGGCAGCGGGUGCAGCUUGUGACGUGGCACUCAGACCACUACGACAAAGGGAAGCGGGGCGCGAGAAUCAGCUUUGUGAGUCAGGGCGGCAAGGCGAAGAAGUAUAGGAACGUACUGCUUGUGCAGCCGAAGGGCAGCGAUGAUUUUGAGGCGAUUGGGGGCCUGCACGCGGGCGGCGUGACGUGGUAUGGCAACCUGGUGUAUGUGGUAGAUACCAGCGGAGGGUUGCGCGUGUUUGACCUAGACCAUUUGUACAGAGUUGACGAUGGGAUCAAAGAUAAGGUUGGGAAACAGGGAAGCGGAAAGUAUGCUGCGUAUGGGUACAAGUACGUGCUCCCCCAGGUCCGCAGAUACAACUGGCAGCCCAAGUCCGGCGUCAAGGACAUGCGUUUCUCUUUCGUGUCGCUGGACCGCACGACGACGCCCGACUCGCUGCUCGUCGGUGAAUACCACCCCACGCGUACGGACUGCCGCCUCGUGCGCUUCGCACUGGAUUACCAGACGCGCUGGCUCAAGACGAGCGCAGGCGGCAUCGCGACGGCGGUGCAGGCAGUGUCCCACGGAAAUACGAAAAUACAGGGUGCGGCAUCCGUCAAUGGGAAGUUCUUUCUGACGCAGAGUGGUGGGAACCUGCUGAGCUUUUCAUGGAGAGGAGGAAAGAGGACGAGUAAAAAGGUGUUUCCGAGUGUGCCGGAGGAUCUGAGCUAUGAGAAGGGAGUGGGCCUUUGGACGCUGAUGGAAGAGAAGGGAAAGAGGAGUGUGUUUGCUGUGAAUCCUUCCGAACUCUGA
Molecule: messenger RNA, 1140 nt
Organism: Paraphaeosphaeria sporulosa
Lineage: Eukaryota; Fungi; Ascomycota; Dothideomycetes; Pleosporales; Didymosphaeriaceae
Exons: 2
Coding region: 1-1140 (379 amino acids)
Source: RefSeq, a predicted model, not a curated record